Molecule: messenger RNA, 417 nt
Organism: Trichoderma virens Gv29-8
Lineage: Eukaryota; Fungi; Ascomycota; Sordariomycetes; Hypocreales; Hypocreaceae
Exons: 4
Coding region: 1-234 (77 amino acids)
Biological process (GO): attachment of spindle microtubules to kinetochore
Cellular component (GO): DASH complex; mitotic spindle
Source: RefSeq, a predicted model, not a curated record
AUGCUCAUUCAAGUACAGGAGAGCCCACACGAACACCAGCAGAAUCUACUACUGUCGCGCAUCAUCACAAACGUCGAAAAAUUAAAUGAAGCCAUUGUCGUCAUGAACAAGAGCCUCCAGGAGAUUAAUGUUCAAAACAUGAACGUGGAGCUUGUCGCUCAGAUGUUUAAGAACUACCAGUCCAAUGUCCUCUUUCAUCUUGAAGCCACGGAUAACCUCAAGCCUCCUUCAUAAGGUGAUAAUGUAAAGGUCUUUGGUGUUUACGGUAUGACAUUUUGCUGGUGGUUAUAGAGGGAAAGCAGAGCUGCGUUCAAGAUAUCAACAUGUGUACGAUGAAUAUGAAUUAAAAAAAUGAAAUAAAAAAAAUCCCUCUAAAUGGGAGAAUAUACGUUAAAGAUUCUACAUAAAAUCGGCAUU